AUGUACACCACGACCCUGGUCGGACGGCCCAUCCAAUUUUUCGAAGAUGUUUCGCAGCUCUUAUAUGCUAUGCGGGAUGCAAUCAAAGGGCAUCGAGAGCUUUGGUUUAGCGGCAUGCUACACGGGAACAUCAGCCCUCGCAACAUUUUCAUCGUCGAAGACGGCAAGUAUACGGGCCGUCUCAUCGACCUCCAAAACGGCACAAUAUAUAAAGACGUUGUAGCAACGCCUCUCGACGGCUCCCACCGGGACGAAGACUAUCAGUUAUUGACUAUGAGCAUGGAGAACAUGCUCGAUGUCAAUAUAUCGAAGGACCAGGCACAGGAACUUCUGAAUCGGCACGGGCAUUUCGGAAUGGUCAUGUUCUACUGUGUGAACUGCCUAAACAAGGGGUUCUCACGCGAAGCCAUUAUCGCUCAUAUGUUCGGUACCACGUCUCAUGCGGUCGAAAGUUUUCCAGACGUGGAUCGCGCGACAGCGAAGAGCGAAGAGCGAUUGACUGGUACGGAGGCCUUCAUGAGCGGCGAGCUAUUGCUACCCGCACCCACGCUGUACGGAAAAACUUCUCAGAACCGUACCCACAAUCACCACGUCAUCCACGAUGUGGAGUCGUUCUUCUGGGUGCUCGUCUACCUCUGCAUCACUCGAGACGGCUGUAGGGGGAGUCGCCGCCCCGAAUUGGGACCUUCUCUUCUCGACCGUAAGGACCUCCACCUUCGACGCUUCGUCCACUGCCUAUUCGAUACAAAGUCUCACGAGACGCUUAUUUACACCAAGGAGAUCAUACUGAACGCUCCCGAUCACUUCAUCAAGUCUAUACUUCCAGAGGUUCACCCUGACUUACAGUGUCUCUCGACGCUGUUGGAAGAGUGGUGGCGGCUCAUGGCCCUUUCGUACCUGACUUACGAUCGCCUUACCCCGGGGAUCAUCCACGAUCAGGUACUCGCUCUGUUCGACGCCGCCAUCGAAAAGUUGGCCGAGGCGCCUCCCCACGGUGCGGACGAGAAGCGUACGACGACGCCCGAUCCGGCGACGCAGCAGUCGCCGCCUACUCCGGGACGGAGCGAGACCGAGCCUUCGACGCAAACCGGACAUUGGGACGGUUCCCCACGCAGGGCGAGGAGUUCCCCGCCUAGAAGGAGUCCCUCGCCUAGAAGAGAUGGAUCCGAAUCCCCGACCCCGAAUCCCAACCCCGGUGCUGCGCCCGAAUUCCCCUCGAGUAAGAAGAAAAGGACGGACAACGAAGGCGACCUUGAGGAACGCGAACGCGCCAUCGACGACGACAACUGCACCUCUGUUUGA
Molecule: messenger RNA, 1302 nt
Organism: Punctularia strigosozonata HHB-11173 SS5
Lineage: Eukaryota; Fungi; Basidiomycota; Agaricomycetes; Corticiales; Punctulariaceae
Exons: 4
Coding region: 1-1302 (433 amino acids)
Source: RefSeq, a predicted model, not a curated record